UUUGUUCCUAAUGGCGCCUCCACUGCGACCCCACCUUUGAGCUGGAGGAGAUGAUCCUGGAGUCGCGUCCCCUUCACAAGAAGAAGAAAAGGCUGGCAAAGAACAGAUCUCGAGAUAAUAGCAAGGAUUCUCAGUCUGAGAAUGACUACCUACAGGAGUGCCUUGAAGUGGUGCAGCAGGAGUUCAUGAUCUUCAACCGAGAGAAGUUGAAAAGGCGUCAGGAGGAGGGUCCGCCCGAGGCCGGGGGGGAUGAUGCCAGUGGAGACGGGGACGGGGACGGGGAGGCUGAGGGCGGGGCCACCGACGAGGAUGCAGCCGAGCCAGAGCCGGAGCCCGAGCCGGAGCCCGAGACCUCCUCCAAACGGAGCAUGUGCGGCUCGGUGUGCUCCUCCCCUGGCAGCUGCUAGCCCUUCAGCGCCUCAGAGACCCUCGCAGGCUUUGCCAGCUGCAGUGUCUGUGCCAUGCCAAUAGAAACAUUUUCACCUCUCUCUGUUGUAGCCAGGAGCGGAGGGGCCGCACAGCAGGACCCCCAAUUUUCCCUCCUUUUUCCCCCUGUAGCAUCCUUCAGGUAGGGCAUGAAUGAAGCAGAUUUCCAGAGAGUCCCCGUCUCCUGCACCCAUACGCCCUAGAGUAAGCUCUAACUUCUAUGCAAUCUUACAGUAUAGCAUGACAAAUAAAGUAUCACUUACUAGGAGGAGUUGUUCACAAGCAGGAAGCUCCACGAGCAUGAUGACAUCCCGAGAAAUAGCCGUCCACGCUCUUUGGGCCAUUGUGGUUUAGGGUGAGGACGCCUCCCCUCUCAGCCUUCCUGUUCAAAAUCUGAUGGGGGCGACUGAAUUAUUCAGCACACGCAGCCAGCCACUCAGUUUAGGCUAUUGCCUGAGUCUUCAGUUCACUUCCUCUCCCCCAGUCUCUUUCAUGUAAUGUGUGCCCCAAUUCAGAACGCUGGUUUCUCCUGGAGCAACUUCUCCGAGACACAUGUACAGUAAGUGGCUGUGUUCAGACAGGCCAAGAAAUUGCGGCUGGUUUCAUGUCGUAAACCCGUUUCAAGUUGUGCCUGUCGAUGAUAAUCAGUAUUCGUUAAUCUCAUCGUAGCCAUGGGUGCAUUAAAGGUCAGAAUGUUAGUUUGAUUUUCCUCUCUAAUGGCGCUUUUCCACUGCAGCACGUAGCACGUUUUUUUUUGCUUUUCCACUAGGGGUAGUUCC
Notothenia coriiceps (black rockcod) is the source of this 1205-nucleotide messenger RNA. Its product is annotated as serine/threonine-protein kinase 32C. Lineage: Eukaryota; Metazoa; Chordata; Actinopteri; Perciformes; Nototheniidae. The record is from RefSeq and is a predicted model, not a curated record. The coding region runs from base 51 to 407 and encodes 118 amino acids. The transcript is spliced from 4 exons.